AUGGAGAAGACAGGAGUGCUAUCGGCGAAGGAGGCAUUCGAGAAGCUUGAAAAGGUUGGAGAAGGGACUUACGGAAAGGUGUACAGGGCAAGAGAAAAGGCCACUGGGAAGAUCGUCGCCCUCAAGAAGACUCGCCUCCACGAGGACGAAGAAGGUGUCCCUCCCACCACCCUCCGUGAGGUUUCCAUUCUUCGUAUGCUCUCUCGCGAUCCCCAUGUCGUCAGGUUAAUGGAUGUCAAACAAGGUCAGAACAAGGAAGGCAAGACAGUCCUCUACUUGGUAUUUGAGUACAUGGAUACCGAUCUCAAGAAAUUCAUUCGCUCUUUCCGUCAAACUGGAGAAUCCAUUUCACCUCAAAUCAUCAAAAGCUUGAUGUACCAACUUUGCAAGGGCGUUGCUUUCUGCCACGGUCAUGGAAUCUUGCACAGGGACUUGAAGCCCCACAAUCUCUUGAUGGACCGGAAAACAAUGAUGCUUAAGAUAGCUGAUCUUGGACUCGCUCGAGCAUUUACUGUACCAAUUAAGAAAUAUACGCAUGAGAUUCUAACCCUGUGGUAUAGAGCCCCUGAAGUGCUUUUGGGAGCCACCCAUUACUCAAUGGCUGUGGAUAUGUGGUCCGUUGCCUGCAUAUUUGCCGAACUUGUCACCAAACAAGCACUCUUUCCUGGUGAUUCCGAGCUGCAACAACUCCUUCAUAUAUUCAGGCUAUUGGGUACUCCUAAUGAAGAGAUGUGGCCAGGCGUGAGUAAACUAAUGAAUUGGCAUGAAUACCCCCAAUGGAGUCCUCAAAGUCUGUCAGUAGCUGUUCCGAGUUUGGAUGAACUUGGAGUCGAUCUGCUUUCUCAAAUGCUGAAAUAUGAACCUUCCAAGAGGAUUUCUGCGAAGAAAGCAAUGGAACAUCCCUACUUCGAUGACCUGGACAAGAGACACCUUUAG
Molecule: messenger RNA, 936 nt
Organism: Sphenostylis stenocarpa
Lineage: Eukaryota; Viridiplantae; Streptophyta; Magnoliopsida; Fabales; Fabaceae
Source: the annotation of a GenBank genome assembly